Messenger RNA from Cygnus atratus (black swan), 1238 nucleotides. RefSeq names its product NFKB inhibitor interacting Ras like 1 (gene NKIRAS1). Gene Ontology annotation, molecular function: GTP binding; GTPase activity. NCBI's taxonomy places the organism in Eukaryota, Metazoa, Chordata, Aves, Anseriformes, Anatidae. The transcript has 4 exons. Bases 531 to 1106 code for a protein of 191 amino acids. Gene Ontology annotation, biological process: canonical NF-kappaB signal transduction. The record is from RefSeq and is a predicted model, not a curated record.
AGGGGGCGGGGCCCGGCGCGGCUCAACGGGGGCGGCGGGGGAAGCUCAGCCCAGAGCGCCCUGGCUCACACAGUCACACCUGGUCCCACCAAGGUCCCCUCCAGCUCUGGGGUGCCCCGCUCAUCCCCCGGAGCUGCCCCGGCUCCUGGAGGGCAGCCCCAUCGCCGCCCAGGCUGGCUGACACCAGACCCCAAACCCCGCUCCGGCCUUCGCCUUCCCGUGACCGUAACGCUUUCCUUCCAGCCCCUGUGCUGUGGGACCUUCAGCUCCGUGCGCGUGAGGCAGGAGGGGAGGCCCCGCGGGCUGACAGCAGCGUGCUGCGCCGAGCCGGGCACCGACGGCGACAGCCUGAAACCUUGCAAGUGGCGUGGGAGGAGGCCCGAGUCCUAAAAAUACCAUCGCUGGUGAGCGCCGGGGAGGGAGCUGCGCCUCGGGGGCACCCGCUGCUCAGCACCUCGCCUUUCGGGGCUCUGCUGCGGGUCCCCGUGCUCGAGCAGGACUCCUCCGCUGGCUCUGCCAUCCUGGGAGAGAUGGGGAAGGGCUACAAGGUGGUGGUGUGCGGCAUGGCGUCGGUGGGAAAAACCGCGAUUUUGGAGCAGCUUCUCUAUGGAAAGCAUACCGUGGGUUUAGAAGAGGGUGCCACAAUGGAAGACGUGUACUUGGCGUCCGUGGAGACAGACCGAGGCGUUAAGGAACAGUUACGGCUUUAUGACACCAGGGGUCUGCAGGAGGGCGUAGAGUUGCCAAAGCACUACUUCUCUGUCGCUGAUGGCUUCGUUCUCGUGUAUGCCGUGACCAGCCUCGAAGCCUUCCAGAGAGUUGAACUGCUCAAAAAAGAGAUCGAUGUCUUUAGAGAUAAAAAGGAGGUAACAGUUAUCGUCUUGGGAAACAAAACCGACCUGCUGGAGCAAAGACAAGUGGAAACAGAAGCGGCACAGCAAUGGGCCAGGGCUGAGAAAGUGAGACUGUGGGAAGUGACUGUGACAGACCGGAAAACGCUGCUUGAGCCCUUCACCUUCUUAGCCAGCAAGCUCUCCCAGUCCCAGAACAAAUCAACGUUCCCCUUGCCUGGAAGGAAGAGCAAAGGGAAUAACUGUGAUAACUAAGCUACCUUUAAGCUACCUGUCUGCUGCUGCUGCCAGGUGACAGCCUAAAUCCUAUCUCUGCCUUUAGCUUCACAUGGUUUCACUUAAAGCAAUAAUCUCAUUCAGCAAUAAAAUCAGCAAGCUUAUGGCUAA